Molecule: messenger RNA, 1483 nt
Organism: Closterium sp. NIES-67
Lineage: Eukaryota; Viridiplantae; Streptophyta; Zygnematophyceae; Desmidiales; Closteriaceae
Source: the annotation of a GenBank genome assembly
UUUCCCUACAGCGGGUACGUUUACGCCCUACUUCCCUCCUCCCCUUUGAUUGCGCCAGCCGUCACAGCGCCAUGGCUGCGCGAGUAGCUGCGCGGCUGCUAAGGGCUUCCGCCGGCGCUGCUUCCGCGCCCAAGCGUAUCCUGUUCCCCGCGUCCUCUUCCCGCUCAUCGCUUGUCCAGCCUUCCCCACCACUCCCUCACUCCCGCGCUUUUUCCCGCACCGCCAGUCACCAGUCACCGAUCUCUCAGAUAUCGCCUGCAGCCACGCGACUGCGCGACAGCUUGAUCUGUUUUGAGAGCGCGUGGCAGCGGCGAUGGCUCUCGUCAGAUCCAAGCAAAGGCCCCCCUGAUAUGGCAUUCUCAACAGGUUCGGAAGUAGUAGGUUCGGCAGGCGCAGGCUCGGGAAGCGCAGACCCAGCAGAGAAAGAUUUGGGAGAGGAUACAGUAGCGGCGGAGGUAGCUGGCGCGGGGGAGCAGGUGGGGGAGGCGGAGUGGGGGACGUACCACGACCGGCGCGUGGCGGUGCGGAGCUUCAGCGGGGAGGCGCGCGGAGAGGCGGUGCUGGACGGGACUAUAUUCGACGUGCCUAUAAGGAAGGACAUCGUUCACCGCGUGGUGUGCUGGCAACUCGCCAAGAGGCGGCAGGGCACGCACAGCACCAAGAGGGUGGGCGAGGUGCGGGGGUCGUCCAGCAAGCCGUGGAAGCAGAAGGGCACCGGGCAGGCGAGACACGGGUCGCGCAGGGGACCGCAGUUCCGAGGCGGUGCCACCAUGCACGGCCCCAAGCCGCGCUCGCACGCCUUCUCGCUCAACAAGAAGGUCCGCGCGCUCGGACUCAAGGCGGCGCUGUCUGCUCGAUUGAGAGAAGGGCAGCUUGUGCUUUACUCUGAUUUGAAUCCGGGCAGCCCGAAAACAAAGGACAUGGCGCAGCACAUUGCCAUGGCGUUUCCUGAUUCGAAGAAGAUCCUCUUUGUCGAUGGUUCACAACGGGCAGAUGAAACUUUGCUCCGGGCAUCUGGGAACCUGCAUUAUGUGAACGUGCUGCCAGUUGUGGGGCUAAACGUGUACAGCAUCCUGCAGCACGACGCACUCGUGGUGUCGCUGCCAGCAGUGCGCGCAUUGGAGCAUCGCCUCUUGUCCAGCAAGCACCCGGCGCUCCCAGCUCUAGAGGAGAAGCCCAGCGCUGCUGCAGCUGCUGCUCAGUGAGCGGGUGAAUCGACUCGUCUCCUUGAGGAUUUUCUUGUUUUCUGGUACAGUACCCCCCAGGGUUUCAUGCUGCCGAUGUUGAGGACGUUAUUUGAGAAGCAGGAAUCAAAUGCACAAGAAACGGAUUCUGUGUGGCAGUUUGCCGUGCCACAAGCCUAGUCUCUAAUCAGCUGGCAUUAGUUCUUGGCCAUUUUGUUUUUGUAGAGAUCGUAAGGCACCCACUAUAUUGAGAUGAGAACAGGGACAUGCCACGACCUGCUGCUGGGCCAUACCCUCAU